UUCCCGAGGCCAGCGCAGAUGACACCAAUGCCGCCGUAGCCGCAGCGAAAGCCGCAUUCCCGGCGUGGUCGGCCAUGGGGGGUGCCAAGCGGGCUGUCUACAUGAAGAAGCUCGCCGCGCUGCUCAGAGAGAACAAGGACGAGCUGGCGCGCCUCGACGCCAUCGCUAUGGGCAUGCCCGUGUCGACCCAUCACUAUGCCAUGACGGCCGCAACCCACUUUGACCACUACUCGGAGGCCUGGGGCACCAUCCAGGGGCAGGCGAGCGUCAACACGCCUGGGUUCGUGACCAUGACGCUCCGGCAGCCCUACAGCGUGGUGGCCGUGAUCAUCCCGUGGAACGUGCCGUGCCACUUCUUGGCCACCAAGUCAGCGCCAGCCCUAAUUGCGGGCAACACGGUGGUGCUGAAGUCGAGCGAGAAGGCGCCGCUCGCUGUGGCGCGCAUUGCAGAGCUCGUCAAGGAGGCCGGCUUCCCGCCGGGCGUAUUCAACAUCAUCUCGGGACACGGCAUCCCGUCGGGCCAGAUCCUGUCCCGGCACAUGGACGUGCGCGCGCUGAGCUUCACCGGUUCGUGCCGCACCGGCAAGCUGAUCCAGGAGGAGGCAGCCCGCACCAAUCUGAAGAAGGUCAUCCUCGAGCUGGGCGGCAAGUCGCCCGCCAUCGUGUUCGAGGAUGCCGACCUCGACAAGGCGGCCGCCCAGACGCAGUUCAGCAUCCAGAGCAACAGCGGGCAGGUGUGCAUGGCCAACUCGCGCGUCUACGUGCAGAAGAGCAUCGCGCCCCAGUUCAUCGAAGCCUUCAAGACCAAGUUCGCUGCGGCCCGCGCCGGCGACCCGCUGGACAGAAACACCAACCACGGCCCGCAGGCCGACGCGGUGCAGUACCGCAACGUGCUGAGCUACAUCGAGGACGGCAAGAAGCAUGGCACCCUGGCCCUGGGCGGCCACGGCAAGCUCGAGAGCACCAACGGCUUCUUCAUCGAGCCGACCGUGUUCCUCAACACGCCCGAGACGGCGCGCAUCACCAAGGAGGAGGUGUUCGGCCCGGUCGUCGUCAUCAACACGUUCGAGACGGAGGCCGAGGCCAUCGCCAAGGCCAACGACACCGAGUUUGGCCUCUACGCCGCCGUUUUCACCCGCGACGUCAGCCGGGCGAUGCGGGUCGCCAAGGCGUUGGAGAGCGGCUAUGUCGCCAUCAACUGCACCAGCCCCCAGACGGCGCACGACCUGCCGUUUGGAGGAUACAAGAGCAGCGGGCAGGGCCGGGAGGGCAUCCUGUACAGCAUGAGCAAUUUCCUGGAGACGAAGAGCAUUAUUAUCAAGGUGGAGGAGGAGUGAUUAGUUAGCCCCUGAAU
Molecule: messenger RNA, 1354 nt
Organism: Thermothielavioides terrestris NRRL 8126
Lineage: Eukaryota; Fungi; Ascomycota; Sordariomycetes; Sordariales; Chaetomiaceae
Exons: 1
Coding region: 75-1337 (420 amino acids)
Molecular function (GO): aldehyde dehydrogenase (NAD+) activity
Source: RefSeq, a predicted model, not a curated record